Rosa rugosa (rugosa rose) is the source of this 1014-nucleotide messenger RNA. RefSeq names its product protein DA1-like. The transcript is spliced from 7 exons. The record is from RefSeq and is a predicted model, not a curated record. Gene Ontology annotation, molecular function: ubiquitin binding. Bases 1 to 1014 code for a protein of 337 amino acids. NCBI's taxonomy places the organism in Eukaryota, Viridiplantae, Streptophyta, Magnoliopsida, Rosales, Rosaceae.
AUGCUGCAAGAGACACAAGAAGAAGAAUUGCAUUAUCCCAAGGCAUUGGCUGUGAAGAAUGAUAAAGAACUCGGAAAGCUGCUUGCUGGUUUGACAAUUGCUCAUGGUGGUGGAUGCAUCAACCUGUGCUUCUGCAGUCUGCUAAAGAACUCUGGGAACACGGCUUCAAAGGAGCCCAAAUUCUAUAUUUAUAAUUCAUGUCUUUCAACUGUUUUUGAGCAGCGAUGUACCAAAACUUUGCGUAGUCGGGAUCAACUCGAAUUGGUGCAUGAUACAUUUUGGGACCGAAGAAGUUGUAGGGAACACUUCUUUGACGAGACUCCUUGGUGUUAUAAUUGUGACAGAUUUCAGCAAGCUGGAGAUCAAUAUUUGGACUUAGGUGACGGCCGAUUAGCUUGCUCAGAUUGCUCCUCCAUAACUAUUAUGGAUCCGAAGGACUUCAAGCCCCUUAUUGAAAUGGUGCAUAAAUUUUAUAGAAGCUUAAAUCUCAAAUUAGUUGAAAACAUUUCUGUAUUAUUGGCAGAUAGACAUGAGAUUUACAAGCUUUGCAUCAGCAAAGGUACGCUUGACGUAGGUACAGAAGUACUUGGCUUAACAAUAUGUGGUGUCCUUGCUUUCAUCAGACGGACAUUCUUUGUAUGCAGUGUGCUGAUGGGUGGAGCUUUGGCACAUGAAAUGAUGCAUACAUGGUUGGAGCUUCAAGUGGGCGGUGGGAUAUUGGAAAAAAGAGUUAAAGAAGGUAUUUGUGAAGUAAUGAAUUACAUGUGGAUGGAAUGGUUUUGUGCUAAUGAAGGUGUUGAGUACUCCUAUAAAACUGACGAGCAAGCUGAGUUUACAAGAAAGUUGAAGGAGUUCUACCAACAGCGAAAGGAACGCUGUGAAGACGAAUGUUAUGGCCAAGGGUUCAGAGACGCUAUGUGGGCAGUGCAAAUAUUUGGCCUCGAAACUACACUAGAACAUAUUGUUCAAAAAAGGAGCCUUCCUGAAUCAAUGGUGUAUCCCUAUGUGUCCUGA